This is a messenger RNA of Lodderomyces oxycetoniae, 1869 nucleotides long. RefSeq lists its product as uncharacterized. The record is from RefSeq and is a predicted model, not a curated record. NCBI's taxonomy places the organism in Eukaryota, Fungi, Ascomycota, Pichiomycetes, Serinales, Debaryomycetaceae. The coding region runs from base 1 to 1869 and encodes 622 amino acids. The transcript has a single exon.
AUGGAAACUCAAAAAAGCUCCAAGAAUGAUACAAGAGAUCGUUUACUAUCUUUGGAUAGGAUCAAAAGUAGUGAGCCUGUGACACGAUUGUUGUUGUCAGAAGAUACUUCUUAUCAAUAUCUGGAGGACACCUUGAGGCAAAUUUUUGCCAUUGCAUUUGAUACCAGCAAGGAUUCUCUAAGCGACACAGAUAAGCAUGGGUUAAUUAAGCUCUGUCUUCGACCUUCGGGCAAAAUAACACCUAGAAUAUUUUUAAGGAUUAUCAGUAAACUUGGACCUCUACAAUUUAGGAUUUGCAAGGACAAGUUAUUUACUGGGAAUAAACUACCUCUAGCGUUGCAGCUUGAUAUUGCUGAGUGGAUGUCCGACGAAUUUGAACGUUUCCCCGAAAACAUACUUAAGUUCAGUAAAAUAGCAUUACCGAUUCUUGAAAAGCUUCUGUCAUUUAAGCAUUUACAAGGUCCAAUGGACCGAGCAAUUAGCCUGAUCCUUAAUCACGAAAAGAGUCAACUGCAAGGAAUACAACCUUUAAAAAGGAAACUGCUAAAUUCCGGAAAACCGUACACUUUUGAAUAUUUGCUGAAUGCCAUGACAUGCAAUUUUCAGGUCAAUGAAGAUAAUCUCAAUAAGAAAAGAAAAAUUGUAUGUUCGAACCUGCCAAAUGGCGAUACCUUUAGUCUUGAAGACUUUUUUUCCAAUGACAUGAUACCCGCGAGUCUGUAUAGGAAGUUGACAGCUCUUUUCAUUACAAAUGAACAGGAUCGUCAUCUUUUUGAGCAGCAUGUUAGAAACCUUUUUGAAGAUCUUUUAAAAGACGAGAGAGAGCUACCCCCGUCAAUAGAAGAAAAGUUGAUAAGCAUUUUCGCAUAUAGCAGUGGAGCAAUUUCCUUUCCUCACAUAAGAAAACUAAUUGCAACUGUCGACUCAGAUGAGAGCAUUUGGGCAAGGAAACUACCGUAUCGCUGUAAAUUGUUCAAAUUUCUCAAUAUCAAAGAGGUAGAAUUCACUAAUAUGCUCCAAUCCGACUGUGAGCAUUUGAUAAAUACUUUUCUUAGAAAUCCAGAUGUUGGACUGAAGACUUGUGACUUAUAUGUGGACAGUAUUUUGCCACUUAUGAUUGCGUCAACGACCAACGAGCCUACUAGUCGUGUGGAAAACAGCUUAAUUCCUACUAUUUUGGAAUUGAUUCAAUUCUGCAGUAGUAAGCUGAAACUAAUUUUGACCUCAAGAGUGCUCAUGCUUGUUCAAAGAUAUCGAGAUCUAAACAUGUUUAAUGAAGAAAACAUUGCUAUUCCUUUGCCGAGGUCGUUGGCGUACUCCUAUUUAUUCCUGUGCGAUAUUAACCAUUUGGAUGCCGUGUGUGCAAAUUUCUCUUCAAAUAAACGGUUAAACUUUGAGAGUGAUGCAUUAAAAGCAGUUCAAAAUUCCUAUAUCAUGGAUACGAUAAACCUGUUAUGGAGAAACAAAUUUUUUGGUUAUGAUUCCAAAAUGAAUUCUGCACAGAGGGCGUUCUUUCUAUUUCCAUUAUUGCCUAAACUUCAAGACACAAGCUUCUCGGAAAGGUGCUUAACACUCAAAAACUGCGGAGCUUUAUUUGUUAACCCGGCAUCUGCAUUUAUCGCAAUAAAAAUCCUUCGCACCUUGGAAGAUAGGAAGGAGUCUUUAAGUGUACGGCAUGAGGGACCAGUAACCGAAGAGAGUAUCAAUGCUAUUCAACAAAAUCCUACUAAUUGCUGGCUUACUAUAACUGCAAACGAAAUCAAGGUGCUGGUACUUCGAGACCUCGACAGCAGAAACUUCAAAGGGAUUUGCGAUCUUGUAUUCAAUUCGCUCAAAUCUUUAUCAGGGAAAAGAAAAAGUGUUGUAUAA